This is a messenger RNA of Arabis nemorensis, 753 nucleotides long. NCBI's taxonomy places the organism in Eukaryota, Viridiplantae, Streptophyta, Magnoliopsida, Brassicales, Brassicaceae. The record is from the annotation of a GenBank genome assembly.
AUGGAUUCGUUCGAUUUCGAUAACGUCAAAGCAGAGAAAGCCAAGGCGUUGCGUCGAUUCAACCGUUUCCGUCGAAUCGGACGUUUUUUCCGCGCGGCGGAGGUUUGCGUCGCUCUCCUCUUCGUCUGUUGGACAUUCUCGCGGCUUCCUUUCGCCGUCAGAAUCUCCGGAGAAUUUAUCCGCCGUAUCGCCGCCGUUAUCUCGACUCCUCUGUUCGUCUUCCUCCUCGGAAAUGCAAUCGUCGUCGUUCUUCUCACAAAAUCCUCCGAUCAGGAAACACCCGUCGCCGUCGGAAGCGCGGAGAACGAAAUCUACGAUGCGUUCGUCAGAUCUGUUGAGAAUCGAUCUAAGCCGUCCGAUGAAGAUUUGGCAGAGGAGAUCGUGUACGACGACAAACAGGUGAUCGUAACUGAUUCGAAUUCAAAUCUAAUCGUAGAUGAGAAUAUUCCUCACGUCGAAAUCGAGAUUGAUUCCGAUUCCGUCUCCGAUCAUCCCAAAGUCUACCGGAGAAGCAAAUCCGACGUCGUUUCUGCUAAACAGAGUCCAGAUACGGUGGUUAAAAGUUCCCUGCAGAGAUCGGAGACGGAGAAGUGUAGGAAAAUCGUUGAGGAUGAUGAUGAUUCGAAUAAUAAUUAUCGAGAAGAUAAUCUAAGCAACGAAGAGUUUCAGAAAACGAUCGAAGCAUUCAUAGCGAAACAGUUGAUGUUUCGUCGUCAAGAAUCUUUAGCAGUCGUUGUCCAUAACAAAGCCUAA